Messenger RNA from Dissoconium aciculare CBS 342.82, 315 nucleotides. RefSeq lists its product as uncharacterized. Lineage: Eukaryota; Fungi; Ascomycota; Dothideomycetes; Mycosphaerellales; Dissoconiaceae. The record is from RefSeq and is a predicted model, not a curated record. Gene Ontology annotation, molecular function: protein binding. The annotation marks the transcript as partial. The transcript has a single exon.
GGCGCGGAGCACACGUCGACGCUGGACACGGUCAACAAUCUCGGCAAUCUGUAUUCGAAUCAAGGCAAAAUGGCGGAGGCGGAGGAGAUGUACGUGCGGGCGCUGCGGGGGAAGGAGAAGGCAUGGGGCGCGGAGCACACGUCGACGCUGGCCACGGUCAACAAUCUCGGCAGUCUGUACAAGAUUCAAGGCAAGCUGGCGGAGGCGGAGGUGAUGUACUUGCGGGCGCUGCGCGGAUACGAGAAGCUCUCGUGGGCGUCACCGACUCGCAUAGAGUCUCUAAAGGAGUCGUUGUUGUCCGUACGCCAACAGCUG